AUGUUUAAUUGUGGGUUAGGUGGCCCUGCGGAAGAGGGGUGCAGUGGAGAUGAUUCUGCAUUGCUUGUCUUGUUACUUUUCCCAGUGAGUCCGUUAGCUUUGCUCACCCUAUCUGGGUAUAAAAACUCCGGCCACUACUCUAGUUCCAACCGGCAACCAUUUAUGAUUUACAUGUGCUGCUGUAUGCGUUUAACCUUCCCGUACCUCCUACUUCUCCUUUUCCUUCACAAAUACUGGAAACCCAACCAACCAACCAACUAUAUUGCCAAAAUUUCACCCUAG
This is a messenger RNA of Colletotrichum truncatum, 282 nucleotides long. Lineage: Eukaryota; Fungi; Ascomycota; Sordariomycetes; Glomerellales; Glomerellaceae. The record is from RefSeq and is a predicted model, not a curated record.